AUGGCAGAACCACCACCUUUCGUUUACGAUCCGUUACCCGCAGGCUCUAUCCGCCUGCUCACUGCCGCUUCCAACAAGACCGCGGACGGCCAUACCUGGAGGCUACAAACGGUUGGCCUCGGCCAGUCCGACUUGGAAUUCGAUGCGCUGUCCUAUGUUUGGGGCUCUGACUCUGAGCGUCUCCGCAUUACCCUGAACGGUUGCGCUAUGCAAGUGCAUCGCAAUUUGUAUACUGCACUACCGUACCUUGCUCGCCGCGGAGAUGGUGGACAAGUGCGGCCAAUUUGGAUUGACGCCAUCUGCAUCAACCAAGCAGACCGUGAAGAGAAGAUGGUGCAGAUCCGUGAAAUGAAUCGCGUCUACAAGCAAACGAAAAAGGUUUGGAUUUGGCUUGGUACUACAAAGCACCAAGACCGCAUUCCUGACGCUCUCCGUUUUCUUGAGAACCUGCGCGAUGAGAAAGAAGGGCAACAGCACAGAAACAUUGACGAACUUUAUGGGAAGUUGUCCUUCGAUACCUUGGAUGCAAAGCCCGCGCUGUGCCACCUCGUGCUCAACGAUUGGUUUGGAAGACUAUGGGUCCUACAGGAGGCGGCAUUAGCGCGAGAAGUCACCUUCCUCUGCGGCGACAGUAAAUGCAGCUGGGAACUCAUGGAGAACGCGAUGAAGGAUGCAGUGCUUUGCCAACUCUUUGACAAAGAAUUCGAUGGAGUUAAAAAUCCUUUGCCUUUGCGUGAUGAGCCUGUACGUACUGGAAUGGCGAGAGGGCUAUGGAGAAUCUCGAUGUUCUGUGUUCGAACCGUCGUGCAGCUGUGUUGGAGCGAAGACGUUGACAAUCCACCCGGCCAUCAAAUCCAUAUGCUGGCUCUCGCAAUGAACAUGUCGCGUUCGCUAGUAUGUCUCAGACCUGAGGAUCGUGUCUUAGGACUGCUAGGCUUGAUGGAUCCGAGCACCUCUACAGACGUUUCUGAACAGUUUCUUGAAGCAGAAGACCAAUGUGCAAACGCGUAUAAGUUCAUGGAGGCCAUGCAGAAGGUCAGUUUCAGGCAGCUCUUCAAGACCAAGAAGGGGCAUCUCAGCUCGACGAUUCCGGGCGUGAUACCUGGUGAUCUUCUGAUAGCGCUGAAUGGAGCGCCGAUCUUGCACGUGGUCAGGAAAGUCAAUGCUGCUGUGGACGGCGAACCGGAAAUCUGGGAAUUUGUAGGCGAUGCUUAUGUGUAUCCGCUGGACUGUGGGAACAACGAAGAGAGUAUUCUGGAGGAGGAACAAGCUGAUGGAAAUCAUGCCGAGGGGAACACCCGAGCAGAUAGCAAUACUGACGAGGCCAAUGACGAGGAGCGGGAGUUCGUGUUUGUAUAA
Molecule: messenger RNA, 1359 nt
Organism: Alternaria conjuncta
Lineage: Eukaryota; Fungi; Ascomycota; Dothideomycetes; Pleosporales; Pleosporaceae
Exons: 2
Coding region: 1-1359 (452 amino acids)
Source: RefSeq, a predicted model, not a curated record